GAAAACAAAAAAAGGAAACAUCAUCUGUCCAUGUGGUUGACCAUCCAGCCGUGCGCCUCUUUUAUUUUGACGUUUUCUCAGCGUCACAUCCCGCCGCCGGCCGGAGGAGGAAUGUAGGGACGGAGGCUUUUAAAAAUAGCAUCCUCUCCGGUGGCAGCGCUGCUCCGCCGGCUGCCCGCAGCACUCUGCUGCCAGAAGCAGGAAUGCGAAGAUGGCUGCAGACCUGGGAGAGCUGCUGGUCCCUUACAUGCCCACCAUCAGGGUGCCCAGAACUGGAGACAGGGUCUUCAAGAGCGAGUGCGCCUUCUCCUUCGACUCGCCCGAAUCUGAGGGAGGCCUGUAUGUGUGUAUGAACACAUUCCUGGGUUUUGGAAGAGAACACGUGGAGAGACAUUACCGCAAAACAGGACAGAGUGUUUACAUGCACCUCAAACGACACGUCAAAGAAAAAGCCAUAGGAGCUGCCGGAGGUGCCAUCCCCAGAAGAAGAAAUGGGAAAGUUUUUCUUGAUUUAGAGCUAAACCGUGAUUUUAACGGGGAGGACUAUGAAUAUGAAGAUGAGGCCAAGCUUGUCAUUUUCCCAGACCACUUCGAGAUCCCUUUACCAAAUAUUGAGGAGUUGCCCGCACUGGUGACGAUUGCCUGUGAUGCAGUGCUCAAUGCACCUUCAGCUUAUAAGAAACAAGAGCCUGAUUCCUGGGAAGAAGAGAUUCAGGUGUCCAGACAUGCCAGGAGCCUCAGGCAGCUGGAUAAUGGGGUCAGGAUCCCACCCAGUGGCUGGAAGUGUCAGAAGUGUGAGUUGAGGGAGAACUUGUGGCUGAACCUUACAGACGGAGCAGUGCUCUGUGGGAAAUGGUUCUUUGAUGGCAGCGGCGGUAAUGGACAUGCAUUGGAGCACUACAGAGAGACCAACUUUCCCCUGGCUGUCAAACUGGAUACCAUCACCCCAGAUGGAACAGAUGUUUAUUCAUUUGAGGAGGAAGAAGCUGCAUUGGACCCUCUAAUAUCAGAACAUUUAGCACACUUUGGGAUCGACAUGCUGCAGAUGCACAAAAAGACAGAAAACGGACACCAUACAGAUAAUAAUGCCCAACUGCGGGCCACUGAGUGGGAAGUGAUCCAGGAGUCGGGUAUGAAGCUGAAGGCGGUGUAUGGUUCUGGUUACACGGGCAUCAAAAACCUGGGCAACAGCUGCUACCUCAGCACAGUAAUUCAGGUCCUCUUCAGCAUCCCGGACUUCCAGAGGAUGUAUGUGGGCAACCUUCAAAGGAUAUUUGACUUUUCACCCCUCGACCCAACACAGGAUUUUGCUACACAAAUGGCUAAACUGGGACACGGCUUGCUCUCAGGCCAGUACUCCAAACCACCCAUGAAAUCUGAGCUCAUUGAACAGGUGAUGAAAGAAGAAUACAAGGUAUUAAACUGGCACCAGCAGAAGGGCGUGUCUCCUCGGAUGUUGAAGGCCCUGGUCAGCAGGGGGCACCCGGAGUUUUCCUCAAACAGGCAACAAGAUGCCCAUGAGUUCUUCCUGCACGUCAUCAACCUGGUGGAGAGGAACAGUGCUGGCUCUGAGAAUCCAAGUGACAUCUUCCGUUUCCUGGUGGAGGAACGUAUUCAGUGCUGUCAGACAAGGCGGGUGCGCUACACUCAACGAGUGGACUACGGCAUCCAGCUGCCAGCCCCCUUUGAGGCAGCAACCAAUCGGGAGGAGCUGCUGGCAUAUGAGGCUAAACGGAAGGAUGCAGAGGAGAACAUGCGUGCAGCUCCCGAGCCGGUGAGAGCACGGAUCCCUUUCACUGCCUGCCUGCAGGCGUUUACUGAGCCAGAAAAUGUCCCUGACUUCUGGAGCUCAGCACUGCAAGCCAAGUCAGCUGGAGUCAAAACUUCCCGGUUUUCAUCCUUCCCAGAGUAUCUGGUUGUGCAGAUCAAGAAAUUCACAUUUGGGGUUGACUGGGUUCCAAAGAAAUUAGAUUUGGCCAUAGAUGUUCCAGACUUUUUGGAUUUGAACCGGCUGCGAGCCACAGGGCUGCAGGCGGGUGAAGAGGAGCUGCCGGACCUCAUGCCUCCCAUUGUGCUUCCUGAAGACAGCAGAGCUCCAGAAAUAGACGAGACGGCUGUAAUGCAGUUAGCAGAGAUGGGCUUUCCACUGGAGGCCUGUCGGAAAGCCGUGUACUACACGGGCAACAUGGGCCCAGAGAUGGCCUUCAACUGGAUCAUAGCGCACAUGGAGGAGCCUGACUUUGCAGAACCUCUCACUCUGCCUUCUAUGAUGGAUCCUGGUCUGUCCUCCAGUGACAGUCCCAUGGGUGGUGCCACUCCGCUGGCCAACUCACCCCCUGAGGAAAGCAUCGCCAUCCUCACUUCAAUGGGCUUCCCUCGCAGUCACAGCAUCAAUGCUCUCAAAGCCACUAACAAUAACCUUGAACGAGCACUCGACUGGAUCUUCACCCACCCAGAGGAGGAGGAGAGCGACGCCCUGUCAGACAUGGCUGAGACGGAGCCUAACGACAACGCCUUUUCCAACACCAACUCGCACAGCGACUCCAUGAUGUCUCUAGACAGGGACAUGUCGGGUCCCCUGGUUAAAGACGGACCAGGACGUUAUGAGCUCUUUGCCUUCAUCAGUCACAUGGGCGCCUCCACAAUGUCCGGGCAUUAUGUUUGUCACAUCAAGAAGGAGGGAAGGUGGGUGAUCUACAACGACCACAAAGUAUGUUUGUCAGAAAGGCCUCCUAAAGACUUGGCCUACAUCUACUUUUACCGUCGACUGUCUUGCAGUUAAAGUUGCCGUCACCAUGGAAAUGAUGGAAAGAACCUCUCAGACCAGCUGUUCGCCUUACCGUGUUGUCAGUUAGGAGCAACCACGAAAUGUUCAACACUAACCAGCAGGAAGGGAAAGCAGUUUGCCUUUUGUGCAUUUGUGUUAUGUAAUGCUUUCAUUGUGCACUUCAGUGUUUAUGUUGGAAAAAGACUAUUUUCUUUACGGCGCAGGUACAGAGGGAUUUGUGCAAUUUCCCCUUGCAGAGUGCUCUGGACAUAAAACGUCACAUAUCGGUCAUCGUCUAAGCCCUCAGCUGCUGUGCCAGGAAUUUCAAAGUGAUACAUUUUAUAAAUGUAUCGUAUAUUGAAAUGGCAUUGCUUCAUGGCCAUUUGUGAAACGCGUUGAAUCUCCAAGAAGGAAGAGGUCGCAGUGUUGCUGAUUAUUUCGGAUUUUUCUUUGAAAUUGAAAAGAUAGAAAAUAAUGCUUUUCAUCUCUGGAGAAACUGGCUGUUAUGUGAAAUGACUAUUUUGACAGCGUGCUGUACAAUCGUCACACACAGGAUGUGCACCCAUUUUUGUUUGCUUUGUAGCAAACAGACAAAUUGCAGCUACAUCACAGAACAAUUUUGUUCAAAAGCUGAACAUUCUGGUUUCAUGAAACAUAUGUCAAGCAAAAUGACUCUAAUUAGUAAUAUUAAUGAUGUAUUUGUUUCCAGGUUAGGUAGAGGAAAAAAAUGGAGAUGACAGGCAAAUUUGCAGCAAUCUCAUAGUUGUAUCAUAUUGGUCAGAAUGAUACUUCUUUUGCACAUCUGAGUCAUGUUGUAUUGAGCUAAUAGGACUAAUAAAUUUAAGAUUUUUAACCUUGUUGAAUGACAUACAGUAUGUUACCCGAUAACAUUAGAACUAAACAUAACCAAUGGUGCAAACUAUUCCAAACUGGGAUAAUAAUUUGUCAACUAAUAAUUUGUCAAAAUUGGAGCAACUUAAAUUUACCUUUAUCAUUGUAUUUGCUGUUUUACCCCAUAACUUCACAACAUUCAGUCACAGAUAGCCCAAACUAUACCUAUAUGGAGUCUUUCUGAUCAGACAAAUCAUUUGGAAUACUUUUCAAAAUGACUGGAGCAUUUCUAAAUGAUGGCCCCUGUGUAAUCCUUCAUUGACCUAGCUAGCUAUAGCUGCCACCCUGGAAUGGCCACCAUAUGUUUUUGUGUUUUUGGUAUCCUGAGGCUUGAUUGAAAGUAUUAUUUAGUCCCCUUAAAUGGUACUGAAAUCCUGCUGAGCCUAUGGACUACUGACCAUUUACAUGUCAUGCAGCCCCAUGAGUGGGGAUGUUUAUUUGAUUACUUCUGGCUAUCACUUAUCUGUUUAAUUAGUACAGCAUCAGACAAAGGUUUGGGCAUCAUCUAUCUGGUCGGUGUCAAUUCAUUAAUUAAUCAGUAAAUAUGACAUUCAUCCAUACAUCUGCAUUCAAUGAUUGCCUCUUUAGCCCACUGGAAUCUUUCUUCUGUUUAGGCAUUAAUGGUAAAUUUCUUUGGGCUUUUCUGUAUGUAAAUCUCAUUCCAUUCAACCCGGUUGUUAACAUUUCGGUCCUGUUUCCACCCAUUUGUUGUGUAUUUCAAGGCAUACUUUAUCAUCUUUUUCAUAAUUUUUGGUCAAGUUUCCUUUCAAUUACCCAAGUCCAACAUCUCAUUAAGGUGCAUAACCGCUUUCCUUUAACUGAAGACUGAUUUGCAUUUUUAGACUUGAGCCAGCAUUUGUUUUUAAAAUACAAAUUACAAGGUGAUUUCAUAUUUGUUCAACAUUGCUUCUCUCAUGUUUUUCCUCCACUUGGCCUGGGGUGAAAAAUGGCAUAAAUUAAAUUUGUUUGAGGUAGGUUGGACUACCAAUAUUUAUAGAAAGGGGUUUGAUUCCCGGUUAUAAUACCUGUCUGUGUCCUUUGACAAGACGCUUAAUCUGCAUUGUCUCAGUCCGCCCAGCUGUAAAUUAGUACCGACCUUAGCUGGGAAGUAACCUGUGGUGGACUGGCACCCUGUCGAGGGGACAUGUUGGCUCUGCUUCAUGCUACAGAAACCAAAGUUUUGCAUGGAUCUGAUGGGCCUCUGGGCCAAGAAAGUAUUCUAUGAUGUCAGAAGCCAGAAUGGUCUUCUUUUGAGCCCAAAAAAAGUGAUUUUAAUGAUUUUCUUUAUGAUGUAUCAAAACUCUGUAAACAAUCUCUAAAUGUGAUAGCUCCAUAAUGUUUUUUGUUUGGUUUUUUUUUGCUGAUGGUUAUCACCAAAAAGUGUGACUCAAGCAUGUCUUGUUUUCACUUGCAAAUGAUUGGAAAUUUAUUCCUCUUAAUCGGGAACUCUGUAAGAGUCAGUACUUUCAGUUAUUAAAACAGAACUGCAUUAUUUUCUCUAUUUCGUGUGAAGCACUUUUUCGUAAAUUUUAAAUUUUUACACCUCAUGCAAUAGAAGAAUGUUAUUCACCAGCUACAAGCAGUUGAAUGUAAUAUCAAGUUUCACCUACAGUUCUGUACAUCCAGGGUUUACUGUGAUUAAAAGCUACAGUGUGUAGGAUUUCCUAU
Messenger RNA from Thalassophryne amazonica, 5326 nucleotides. RefSeq names its product ubiquitin specific peptidase 13 (gene usp13). Bases 212 to 2782 code for a protein of 856 amino acids. The transcript has 21 exons. Gene Ontology annotation, molecular function: cysteine-type deubiquitinase activity; protein binding; zinc ion binding. Gene Ontology annotation, biological process: protein deubiquitination. NCBI's taxonomy places the organism in Eukaryota, Metazoa, Chordata, Actinopteri, Batrachoidiformes, Batrachoididae. The record is from RefSeq and is a predicted model, not a curated record.